This is a messenger RNA of Cherax quadricarinatus, 9741 nucleotides long. Lineage: Eukaryota; Metazoa; Arthropoda; Malacostraca; Decapoda; Parastacidae. The record is from RefSeq and is a predicted model, not a curated record.
UGGUGUCUCAGGCUGGGGCUGGCUAGGAGGCAGCACGGGACGCACACAACCAGUCUGCUCUCAGUGUGUUACUAGCUCUUGUGGUACUUGGAUGUUUGCGCGCGAGCUUGUCUCUCAAUCCUCACUGCCUCGGGUAAUCGGCAGUGGCAGUGAUUGUAUCUAUGUUAUGUAGUGAGAAAACAAAUGUGAUACUUGAACCUCUUGGUGCUGUAGUGGAACUUCCAAUACAUAGGUGUUAUUGUGUGUUGUCUAGAAGAUAGUGAAGUUGUGUAGGUGAAACAUUAUUAGUGGCCAUCACAACUUGUCUGGCUCCAUAAUAAAUUUGUAUAUUUUGUCACAAGGAAAGUACAAGAAAGUUUUGUGAUAUCUACAUUUGGUGAUUUAAGUAUAUAGUGACUUGUUACAGCAAAUUAUAUAUAUAUUGAUGUGUGAGUGGAGCGUUGGUGUCGUGUUUACUCGGGAUGAUGAUUGCUGUUGCCUUCCUGACCUGAGGUCACCACACCCAUGAGGUGCUUUCCGAGACCAGAUGUGUGACCUGACCUUCCUCAGGUCACCCCACUACACUAGAAGAUACCUACACCAUCGAACAUGUCGCAUCAACAGAGGACAGUUCCAAAGCGAAUGGAUGGUCUUCGGGCUGUAGAUGUGAUGACCAUCUUGCACGAGAAGGUGGCCUUUCUGUCUGGGGGACGAGAUCAGCGGCCAGGUCCUAUUCUUACCUUCCCUGCCAGCACUCGCAGAGAUCGUCUCAAGCAUGAUGAUUACCAUCCCUUGUUGCAGUACCUCAUGCAGAUUCCUAGUGAUGAAGUUCGGGAAGCAGGCUUCACAGUAAUAAUAGAUAUGCGAGGGUCAACGUGGAACACCGUUAAACCCAUCUUGAAGGAGCUGGCUGAAAGUUUCACCCCACACAUUUAUACUGUAUUCAUAGUGAAACCAGACAAUUUUUGGCAAAAGCAACGAACCAGUAUAGGUAGCCAUAAGUACAAGUUUGAGACUAAUUUAAUAAGUGUAGAGACUCUAGCCAAGACCAUAGAUCCUAGCCAGUUAACGACAGACUUCGAUGGAACUCUCGCAUAUGAUCACAAUACUUGGAUUGAAUUACGGUUAGCAGUGGAGGAUUUUACUUGGCAGGCCAAUGAACUUCUAGAUCAAUUAGAAGAUGUCAGGGAUGAGCUUCAGCAAAGUGAUUUUGCUGAUGAUGUCAAUGGUGCUAAACGUGCUAUUGAACGUCACAAAGAAAUGCACCAAAAAGUUACUGGUAGCCUGGUUCAUGACCUGGAUAUGAUGGGCCAGCGAUUAUUACAAAGAUUAAACUGUGAUGAGGGAAGUGGUUAUGACUCUGGGUAUUCUGGUCGUGAUAGUGCAUCAAGUCUCAUACUAAAUAACCCAGACUUUCAGAACAGUAUUCCACAGAUUCUAAGUUUAAUGGAGUCUGUACAUCAAGCACAGCAACACGUCCAACAACUCUGGCAGCAUAAAAAGAUGAGACUUGAUCAGUGCUUCCAGCUCAGACUCUUUGAACAAGAUGUGGAGAAGAUGUUUGAUUGGGUGUACCAUAACCGUGAACAGUUCCUAGUCAAUUACGUAGAAAUAGGUCAUUCAUACCAAGUAUCCAAAGAUCUUCAAGAGGCUCAUUCCCAGUUCACUGUUGCCUGUCAGAAGGUGUACCUGAACAUCAAUAGAAUACUAAGUGUAGCAUCUAGACUCAUGGAAAGUGGUCACUAUGCAGCUCAACACAUUGGAAAUGUAGCAGCCAAAUUAGACCAGGUUUGGAAAGAAUUUGCUGCUGGAUUAGAUGAAAGAUCUUCAGUGUUGGCCCUGUCUGUUAUGUUUCAUCAAAAAGCUGAGCAGUAUAUUGAGAGUGUACCUACAUGGGUAGAGAGUUGUAAAGUGACAACUUUGCCCUCGGAUAUCAUAGCCCUGGAAUCCUCAAUUCACCUUCAUCAGUCACUCUACGAAACCAUGUGCCAAGCUUACACAGAGGUUCACAGUACCAGUAAGAAGCUUCUCUACCAGUUGGAUCAUCUGGUACAAAUAUGUAGCCAGCUGCGACGUGAUGGCCAGAUGCGCAGCAAGCACAAGAAGCCACGAGGAAAGCCAUCUGCCUACUCUGUGACUCCAGAUGGUAAAGUUGUAUAUCGGGGAGGACCACACCAGCAGCAGCGUGGACCUGGGACAAGUGGAAAUCCUGCAGCUGACUACUCUGAGGGUGCUAGUCAUGUCUUGGCCGUAAUUCAUGAAAUUUUAGGUCACCAUAGGGCAGUUGAACAGAGAUGGUCAGAUAAGAAGCUCAAGUUACACCAAAGAUUGGCACUUCGUUUAUUUCAAGAAGACGUGAAACAGGUCCUUGACUGGUUGCAGACACACGGUGAAGUCUUUCUACAUAAAAAUCCUGGCAUAGGUCGUAAUCUCUCUAAAGCUCGGAUGUACCAAAAGAGUCAUGAGCAUUUUGAAAAUGUUGCACAGAAUACGUAUACCAAUGCAGAAAAAUUAUUACAAGCAGCAGAGGAACUUGCUCAUACCGGGGAAUGUAAUCCAGAGGAGAUCUAUAGUGUUGCUCAAAGGUUGGACUCGCACAUUGCAAGUUUUGCAACCAGAGUGCAGCAAAGACAUCGACUUCUUAAUAUGGCUGUUUUGUUUUAUACUCAUGAAAAGGAGCUGUUGUCUUGGUUAGAGGAGCUGAGUUCAGAAUUAGAAAGUGAAGAAAGGGUGGACGAAACUGCUGAUUCGGUUGAGGCAGCAGAGAGAUUAUUGGCUCAGAUGACAACACAACGAGACUCCACUCUCGAUGCUUGUGUCUCUACCACCCAUGAGGGAGAAGGACUUUUAAAUGAACUCAGAUCUGCUAAUGUGCCUCCUGAAACUGGUUGUGGAUCUGUAGAAGGUGUGGAAGAAGCUUUAGAAAGACUAGUCAAAAAACGUGAUGAAUUGGAAAAUUUGUGGGCUACUCGUAAACUUAGAUUGGAUCUACUGCUUCAGUUAAGGCUCUUUCAAAGAGAAUCUGUAGAACUCCUUGGACAAUUGGAUCUCUGGGGUGAAAAGCUACAAGACACAGACUUUGGACGAGACAUAACUGAAGCAGAGCAAAUGUUAGCACUGCACAAUGACUCGACUUCUCACAUGCAGAAUGCAACAUAUCAGGUGCUUCAGAGUGGGCAGGAACUUUUGCAACUUCUUGAGACGUCAGGAAUCCAGAUCCGUGCUGAUGCAGAAUCAGAUGGAAACACAAAAGUUUCCAUGUUAUUAGAAUGCAUUCAUGAACGACAGAUGGAUAUAGAGGUGCUGACAGAUAUGAAGCGAAUCAAACUAGAGCAGUGUAUUCACCUGCUUCAAUUUGAAAAUGAAGCCAAUCAAGUGAUCAGUUGGAUCAGGAAUGGAGAAGCAGUAUUAGCAGCAAGUUUUACCAUUCCCAGUUCCUUGGCAGAAUCAAAUGCUUUAUCACAUGAUCACGACCAGUUCCAGGUUGCAAUAGAAAAAACUCACGCAGCUGUGGUUCAAAUCCGGCAACGCUCUUCUGCAUUACUAAUGGCAAAGCACUAUAGUCCGGAGCAGGUUAUGGAGAUAGAGUCUAAUGUCACCAAGAGAUGGGAGAAACUUGUGACUUGUGCUGAAGACAGGUACAAAUUAGUCCAAGCAUCAAUUACAUUCUUCAAAACAGCAGAACAAGUGUGUUCUGUGUUGGAAAGCCUGGAACGUGACUAUAAGCGAGAAGAAGAUUGGUGUCAAAAGGAUGUUGCAGCCCCAGGUGCUACAUCCACUCAAGGGGAACAGCAGCCAUCACAACAACCACCACAGAAACAAGAACAACAGCAACAAGGAAGUCAAGUAGGGUCAGAUCGAGCAGCUUCAAUUUCUCUUUUGAUCAAUAAACACCAAGAACAAAAAGAAGGAUUUUUGAAAGCCUGUACUCUUGCCAGACGUACUGCCGAGACGUUUUUGAAAUAUUCUAAUCGAUCUCAGAACUAUUAUAAUUUGAAAGGUGAUGUAGGGCUUAGAGGACCAGAAACCAAAGUUAGGGGUAUUUUAGACAAUCUCAUGGCACAAGAAAAUAAAGUGCUUGACCACUGGACACAGAAGAAGAAAAAACUUGACCAGUGUCAGCAGUUUGUUCUUUUUGAGGGAUCUGCCAAGCAAGCUUUAGAUUGGAUUAUGGAAACUGGUGAAAUGUACCUUUCCACGCAUACUAAUCUGGGUGAUACCAAAGAGGAAACUGAAAAACUAUUGAAAGAGCAUAAUGAAUUCAAAGGUACAGCUAAAGACACUAGAGAACGAGUGAAAUUAUUAUUGCUUUUGGCAGAUUCCUUAGUUGAGAAAGGCCAUGCUCAUGCUGCUGCUAUCAAAGAUUGGGUAGCAAGAGUUGAUUUGGCUUAUAAAAACUUCUCAGGGCGCAUGGAUAGGUAUCGUAUGCAAUUGGAAAGUCGUUUAGGCAUUCAGAGUGAGGAUAGCAAAGCUUCACUCUCUUUAGAUCGCCAUAGUGACCCAUCUCUAGAAAAUAAAGUUGGGGCAGUGGUGUCAGUAGCAGAAGUGGCCAACAAAGAAAUUAGUGAGGAAAAACGUAAAUCUGCUCGAAAGAAAGAACUAAUCAUGAGAGAGUUACUUCAGACUGAAAGAAUUUAUGUUAAAGAUCUAGAAGUGUGUACAAGAACUUACCUUUAUGAAACUCGACAGCCUUCUGCCCCAUCUGGGCUGCAGGGGAAAGAUAGUAUUAUAUUUUGUAACAUAGAGGACAUUUUGCAAUUCCAUAAGGACAUUUUUCUUAGAGAGAUUGAAAAGUAUCAGAGUAUGCCCGAAGAUGUUGGACAUUGUUUCGUGACGUGGGCUACCGAGUUUGAUGUUUAUGUUACGUACUGUAAGGCUCAACCAGAGUCAAAUCGUGUGCUAGUCAGUCAUUCUGGUACCUUCUAUGAAGAGGUUCAGCGCAAGCACAAUGUGGAGCAUCCCAUCCCAGCCUACCUGAUCAAGCCAGUGCAACGUAUUACCAAAUACCAGUUGUUAUUAAAAGAACUUCUCUCAUGUUGUGAGGAUGAAAAUCAGGGAGAAAUUAAGGAUGGCUUGGAGGUGAUGCAAAAUGUUCCCAAGAAAGCCAAUGAUGCUCUUCACUUGUCCAUGCUUGAUGGCUGUGAUGUUCCUCCUGACUCUCUGGGAGAGGUUAUUCUUCAAGAUACUUUCCAGGUUUGGGAUCCACGGCAACUAAUCAGAAAGGGUCGUGACCGGCACAUAUUCUUGUUUGAUCUGUAUCUGGUGUUUUGUAAAGAAGUGCGGGAUCCCAGUGGUAACAAGACCAAAUAUGCAUAUAAGAAUCGUCUUGUUACUUCUGAACUUGGAGUCACUGAACACAUUGAAGGUGAUGAAUGUAAAUUUGCUGUAUGGACUGCACGAACAGGAGUUAGUGAUGGCAAGAUGAUUUUGCGAGCAAACACCCUAGAAGUGAAACAAACUUGGGUGAGAAAGCUCAGAGAAGUGCUCCAAGAGACAUACUUGAGUUCUGCCUUACCUUUCUCACUAGCCAAAUCCCCAGCUAAAACUCCCAAGCAGAACCGUGUCAGCAGAGACAUGGAAGAGUCAAUAGACGAGAGUGCAGAGAAUACUGAUCGUAACUCUCUCGCCUCUUAUUCCUCAUCCAAUACAGACUCCGAUAAGGGAGGCGGGGAGGUGACGUGGGUGUUGGAGGACUGGUGUGGGUCAGGGUCUGGAGAGCUCACUGUGACCCGGGGUCAGCAGGUGGAGUUGUUGGAGAUACCCUCCAUACAUACACACACUCGUGAUCCUACCGAGUGGGCUUACGUCAGGCUUUCCCACGCCCACGACCAUGAAGGCUUGGUACCCCUCACCCUGCUCCGCCAGCCGCCCAGGCAACACACGCGGGCUGACCUCGACUUGUCAGAGGGCGUGGCGGGGAGCGGCGGGGAGGGCGUGGGAGGACCGGCCUCCACCACGCCAGCUGGUGGCGGCUCCUCCCCCGUCACCAAGCGCAAAGGAUUCUCCAGUCGAAAAUGGUUACCUCCACCUCUACGGAAGCUGAGUCAAGGGCGUGUAGAGCGCGUGACCUCUCCCUCGGCUACUACUCCUGCACUUGAUCCUGCCCACAACAAGCCAGACCACACGCAUAAUAAAGACCACGCCCCUAACAGACAGGACCACGCCCACAAACACCAGUUCAGGAAGGCGUAUUCUGAACGCAGGUUUAAGGUUGGCGGGGCUGGCGAUAUGGGGAACAAGGCUGGAGUUCCAAGCCAGUCAGAGGAGGAACCAGAGGUGGUACCCUCAGCCAGAGUGCCACCCCUUACUGUACACCCAGGCGGUGUUUCGGGAACAAGUCGAUCACUGUCAGUGGAAAAUGGUGAGGAGGGCGAGCUGGAGUUACCACCCCCCAUGAAGGUCAUGGAACAACCCAUGUCUGCAGCAGCUGCCCAGGGUGCACCUGGGCCCACCACAGUGACAUCAGGACCCACACUUCCACCACUUGAUGAUAUUCUACCUGAUGCUCCCAACAGAUCGUCAAGUGUAGCCCUGAAGACAGCAGAGGGGACCACGACAGACCUGGCCACGGAGAUAGAAAACAUUGUCAAGGAGAAGAUGGAACAACAUUCUGAAACUAGUGAACGUUUGAAAGAAUGGGGAAGCUCAGGAGAUGGGUGUUGUGGUGAUGAAGCCUCAUCUCCCCUACCAUCUCAAGGUGCUCUGUUAACCUCUCAACUAUCAGAUGAUGCAGAUCUGGGGGCCUCAGCCCUACCUCAUUCACUUCUUGUACAAGAUUCUAGUCCAGAUGAACAUGAAAAUAGAGGAACACUGCAGCAGGCCUACUGGCCCAUACAAGGUGAUUGUGAUAUGACAAGGGAACAGCGAGAACUUCACAAACGACAAUUUGUUAUUGCUGAAUUAGUAGAAACUGAACGUCUUUAUGUCCGAGACCUCGCAGAUGUUGUUGAAGGUUAUAUCACAGAGAUGCGGAAUCCAGAUUCAGAGGUGAAAAUGCCUGAAGACCUAAAAGAUGGGAAAGACAAAAUGGUAUUUGGAAAUUUGGAAGCUAUAUAUGAGUGGCACAGAGACUUCUUCAUGAAGAAUAUAGAACGAUGCUUAGAUCAUCCUGAAGAAAUUGGAGGAGUUUUCCAGCGAAGUGAGAAGCGGCUUCAGAUAUAUAUCAAAUACUGUCAAAAUAAGCCUACCUCCGAGUACAUUGUAUCAGAGUACUCUAAUUAUUUUGAGGAACUGAGACAAAAAUUAGGUCACAAACUUCAGUUACCAGAUUUGCUAAUCAAGCCAGUGCAGAGACUGAUGAAAUACCAGCUGCUCUUGAGAGAUAUUCACAAACACACAGAAAGAGCUGGAUUACAACAAGAAGCGGAAAGCAUCAAGAGAGCACUCAACAUCAUGAUUGUUGUCCCAAAAGCUGCUAACGACAUGAUGAAUGUUGGACGGUUACAAGGAUUUGAUGGCAAGAUCAUGGCUCAAGGCAAACUACUCCUGUAUGGUCCAUUGAUGUGUUGUGAAGGACUGUCUGCUCACAAUUUCAGAGGGAAGGAUUUGAUGGUGUUUUUGUUUGAGCAAUCCAUAAUCUUUUCCGAGAGUGGUCGGAAGAAGAACCAAUUUUCUAAUCCAGUUUAUGCGUACAAGAGUCAUUUACAGGUCAACAAAAUGAAUUUAGAAGAGAAAGUUGAGGAUGGGGACCCCUUCACAUUCCUGUUGAAGUCAGCUGAUCCUAGGAAACCCAACCUGGCUUUUGUAUGCCAAGGAGCAUCUGAAGAUGACAAAAACCAGUGGGUGUCACAGAUUAAACACCUUCUUCAAACUCAAAAGGACUUCCUCAAGGCUAUUCAGUCCCCAAUUGCAUACCAGAAGGAACAAACCAAGAAUGUGAUGGAUCAACCAGAGCGAGGCGGCAGUUGGAAUGCCCCUCUGCGUAAAACUUUCAGCCAGCCUCCCAUAUCUCACCGUGCUCCUGUCACUAAAAAGAAAGCUAAUACUAUAGAUAUUCCUUUUAGCCCAAGUGUAAGCAACAAUAGUGGAGUUAGUGGUCCUACAUCUUCUGUAGCAAGUAGUUCAUCAGUUGUGUGCACAAGUUCUAAACCUCCACCUCCCCCACCAGCCCCACCCUCAUCCUCUACAGGAUCUCGGAUACCUACAUAUAUCCCUAUUAAAAAGCAAGGAUCAGUAGAUAAGCUUGAUGUACCCUCUAGUCCACCCAAACUUAAAAAGAACUUUUUUGAUGGCUUUCGAAGUACCUUGCGACCAAGAGUAAAAGCAGAUGGAGCAGGAAGAGGAGCAGAAGAAGACAUAACUGAAGGAGUAGCACCCCUACUAGCAUCACCAAGAGAGGAAGGUAAUAAUGACACUCAACCUCGCAGAUGGUCUGAAUCAGGAUCUCCAACAAAGUCGGGUGACUGGAGUGUGUCACUGCCAGCUGGCACACUUGUCAAGGUGCUGGCAAAUUUCACAGCAGUCAGAGAGGAUGAAAUAUCUGUAAGCAGAGGGGAAGUUAUCCAAGUAAUUUCAUCCAAUGUCUUACGUGGAUAUCUCGUUCAUCGUGCAGCAAGUAGUUGUAGCCCAGCUGCUGAGGGCUGGGUACCUGCAAAUGUUGUGCUUCCAUCAGCUUAUCCUGAUCUGCCUACAACUCCUCCUGCCUCACCCACACAUACAGGCUUAUACUAUGAAUCUCACGGCAAGAAACCUUGGAUCAAGUUCCGUAAACCUUCUUUCUCUAAAAGAGAUCAUCACUUGCUAAGAAGAGAGGAAACUGUACAUGAGAUUCCCUCUACAUCUCGUCCCUCUUUUCCCAGCAGGCAGAUGACCGUUUCAUUAAUUAAUCCUUAUCAUUCUGAAAGUGAUGGUCACUAUGUACAACAUCCUGAUAAACCUCCUAGUGGAUGUAUACCUGCCUCACCGGAGUCUCCUGUUAGGAUUAUGUCUCCUCUAAGAAAUGUGACAGUUUGUCCAGGGGAGCCAGCUGAAAUGGUAUGUGUAAUCACUGGUGCUGGAUUUUGGGCAGAAUCAACUACAGUGACAUGGGUAGGGCCUCAUGGGCAAUUGACUGAUCCACGCUUUGAAAUGGAACAACAUCGUGAUGGAACACUGAGACUACAUGUGGGUAGCUGCCGUGUAACAGAUGCAGGAGAGUACACGUGUACCAUCACCUGUGCCGGACAUUCCAUCGCUUGUUCUGCUCGCAUCAAUCUAGCCCAGGGCGUAAUUGAGGAAGAGGAAGAAGUAGAAACUAAUGUGAAAAAUUACAUACAAGAAGCCAGUGGGAAGGUGGAAAAUUUGGAAAUCAGUGACGAGAGUGAUGAUGAUUUGAAGGAGGCUGGGGACGACACCGAAGUUUCAUUUGCUAAGGACAAUGAAGAAGUAAAGUGGCAGUCAGGAUUCCAGAGGAGGUACUCCGUUACGCACGACCUCGGGCGGGGGAGAUUCAGUGUGGUGAAGCGAUGUCAGCGGCAGCGUGAUGGUCGGGAAGUGGCAGCUAAGUUUGUGCGCCGAGGUCGUCAGAAUGAACAAGAAACCGAAGCAGAGUACCACCUCCUGCGACGCCUCCGUCAUCCAUCCUUCACGCGCGCCUACGCCCUCUACACUGCUACACCUAAAUUUGACAUUCUAGUACUGGAACUAGUGAUGGGCUUGCCACUACUUGACUGGGUGUUUACAAAAGAAGCAACAACCGAAGCUGAAUGUGGCGUGAUUCUAGAGCAAGUGAUUAAUGCGCUUCAGUAUUUACACAAUCACCACAUAGUACACCUCGACCUCAAG